GGUCCUAAACUUAAUCACAAUUGCAUGGACAAGUGCUAACGCGGUCAUAAAUUGUAGUCGUUUUGUUGAAGUGAAAAACGUUGUAUUUAAGCUUUAUAUGCAAGAUUUAUCUCGAUUGGUGUUUACCUUUCUGGCUUUUACUCGACAGUCGGGUUGUGUGUUAAAACACAGGGGGGCGUCCUAUCUAGACAGCAUUUUGGGCAUAUAGACUUGUUCCUAAGCUCGCAUGACUCUCAAACGGUGCUCGAAAAUGCCUAUGCUGCCUAAAUUGCUGUCUAGGUAGGCGGCUCAGGGUUUGAGGCGCUGCCCACAUCUCAGUUCCGCAAUGUGAAGAUUUAUAUGUGUAAGUAUGUGAGCAGUUUCUGUCAUUAUUGGCGAUAUGGAUCUUAAAAGCGAGCUGCUGAAGUCCAUCUGGUACGCGUUUACAUCUCUGGAAGUGGAGCAGUGUGGAAAAGUGUCCAAAUCUCAACUUAAGGUUCUCUCACACAAUCUCUAUACAGCUCUGAAUAUUCCUCAUGAUCCUGUGGCAUUGGAGGAGCACUUUAAAGACAAUAACAAUGGGCCGGUGUCCAGCCAGGGCUACAUGCCUUACCUCAACCAAUAUAUUGUGGCAAAGGCCACAGAGGGGACGUUUAACAAGGAAAUCUUUGAUGAGCUCUGCUGGACGAUGACUUCAAAGAAAAACUGCAAACCUAGCAGUUAUAAGGGCUUGUGUUCACAGAGAGACUGCUUCAAGCUAUUCUGCUUGUUCAACCUGCUUUCUGAAGACCGCUACCCAUUAGUCAUCAUUCAACCGGAGUUGGAAUACCUGCUGAAGAAAAUCCUUUGUGCAAUGAACCAAGAGUGGGAUGGGACGUUACUAGAUGACCUUCUGUCCCAGAAUUCAGCUCUUCAGGACGGAAUGUCUAUAUGGGAAUUCCUGGAACAUCUGAGUGCAGGCCGGCUUUUGCAUGUUGAGAAUAAAGAGGCUUUCAGUUUGGCUGUGGAUGAUGUUUUUAUGGAGAUGUAUCACAACAUCAUCAAGAAGGGUUACCUGUUAAAGAAGGGGCAUGUUCGCAGAAAUUGGCAGGAGCGCUGGUUUGUUUUAAAACCUUGUAGCCUGACAUAUUAUGUCAGUGAGGACCUGAAGGAAAAGAAAGGAGAGAUUCCACUGGAGGAGGGCAGUGUUGUGGAGAAUCUUCCUGAUAAGGAAGGCCGGCGCUGUCUGUUCUGCGUAAAAACUGCAUUGAGGACGUACGAGAUGAGUGCUUCAAACUUAAAGCAAAGAGUAGACUGGAUGCAGGCUAUACAGACGGUUUUCAGACUGAGAGCUGAAAGGAAGAGCUCUCUGCAUUAUGACCUGAAACUAAACAGACGCAAGCAGAGAGAGACCUUUCAAAGAAGCCAAAGCAACCAGAGCAGCAACAACGAACCAAUUGCAGAUGAGAAGCAACCCUCUGCCCCAGAACAGCAGGGGGAGACAGAGAGUUUGGAUCAGCACAUUGAAAGCAUCAUUCAAAAACAGAGGGAGGUAGAGGCAAAACGUAAAGAGGAAGAAAAGCACGAACGAGAGCAACUGCAAGCAGUACAGAACGAUCUGAGGAAACAACUAGAAGAAGCCAAUGAGGCCAGGGAUAAAAUGGCGGCUACCCUGACGGAGAUGGAAAAGGAAGUCCAGCAGCAGAAGAAAAAGAUCUCUGAGUUGGAGCUCACGCAACAAAAACUGGAAGAAGCACUGAACACACAGAUUCAUGCCCGGAUGGAGGAAGACAAAGUCCGACAUGAACUGGAGAGGCAACUCGCAGAAGAGCAAAAGAAACUUGCUGAGCUUUUACUACUUCAAGGACAGAUGGUAACACCAGCCGUGAGGAGUCAGGAGGAGGUACCACCCCAGGACUCUGCUUCAACCUUAAUACCACCUACCAAUCAGCAACCAGAGGAGAGCAGUCGAUGCGAUGCAGGGGUGAGAGGCAAUGAAGAAGUGGAGCAGGCGCUACCUACCCAUGACCCACCCACCACUUUUUCCCCAACACAACCCAACAACCAGCCAGCAGAGGAAAGCAGUCAACAAAGCACAGAGGAGCUGGGGACUCAAUCUACUGCCACUCUGAUACUGAAACAAUGGAAAAUACAGCUCAACCGUCUCAUGAAACCUAUCACACCAGGAGACAGAGUUGAGCAUCUCCCAGUGAAGCCCACUUGUCCCAGGCAGGGUCAGGCGCUUACCAGCACAGAGUUCAUCACUAAGGUUCAAACAGGCAUCACUCAGGAAAAGGGAAAUAGUUUUAACCCAUCACAGCUCCAAGAAGAGGAAGGAUAAGGUUUCUAUAUCUGCCCAGAGCUUAUGGAAAGUGCCUAUUUUGUACAGCUGGCUUUCUUUGUGUUUGAUGUUGGCGUACACUGCAGUAGAGCCUUAUUUGAUAUACUGUAUGUACAUGUGUAUAGUCUUCUUUCCAGAUACAUUUAUUUUUAUUAUAUAAUAAGUGUUAUGCAUAAUAUAAACAUUAAGAAUUGCUUUGGGAGACAUUGUGCUGUUGAUGCCAGCAAGCAUAAGUCAUGCACAUUAAUGCUUUACAUGCUCUAAAUAAUGUAUCUAUUUGUAUGCAUCUACUGUAUUUUUUAUUGUGUGUAAUUUUAUGUGCAGUCAAUAGAGGGGGCACUUGAUCUGGCUGCAGUUUCACAUUUCUUGGGUCAAAACUUACUGCAUAUGUGACCAUUCGUAAACCAGUCAUAAGUGCCACGGGUAUAUUUGUAGCAAUAUGCAACAAUAGAUUGUAUGGGUCAAAUGUAUAAAAAAUUAAAUGCCAAAAAUCAUUAGGAUUUUAAGUAAAGAUCAUGUUUUAUAAAGAUAUUUUGUAAAUGUCCUACUGUAAAUAUAUCAAAAAUGUAUUGAUUAUUAGGAAUAUGUGUUGCUGAUAGCUUUUUCUUUUUUUUGCACCCUCAAAACGUUGUUUCUCAACCAAAUAUUGUCCUAUCCUAAAAAACUAUACAUCAGUGGAUGGAAAUCUCAUUUAUACAGCUUACAGAUGAUGUAUAAAUCUCAAUUUUAAUAAAAACUACCCUUAUGACUGGUUUUGUGGUCCAGGGUUGCGUAUAUAUUACUGUAUUAUUAUUUUUUAAGUGUUGUGAUUCCUAACCCUGUGUAUAUCACAGGUGUCCAGGGAAUUUGAAAACAUCCAAUCAAAUGUUUUUUUUUUUUUUGCUAAAAUGUUUUGACUUGCAUUGACUAAUGUAAGAAGCAGAAAAAGUGAUACCCCAUUUUAAUGCUAAUAAGUGAAAAUAAUCAUACAGUUUAUUUUUAGAUCAGUGGAGACCGACCAGCUAGAAAGCACAGUUCAGUUUGUGGUUUUGAGGCUUCUAUUCAAAAUGAAUAAUGAUUCGCUCUGUUAGUUUUGGGUGGUAAUCAACAGACUGACUGUAAAUGAUAUUUUUAAAGAAAAGUUGUGGCAGUGAUUUUCCAGAUACAAAUCUUUUCUCCUUAUGGUUUGGAGUUUUUCUACCUGCGUGUCUAGAGAUUCAAGUUUGUGAGGAAGUGCAUUGUCGGGUCCAGACAUCAAAUACGAUCGAAUGUGAUACAUAAUCCCUUAUAUUACUAUUUAUCUAAUAACAUAUACGUGCAUAAUUUUCCAGCAUAUUGCAAUUUAAUCUGCAUGUGAAAGCCUUAAUAUCUUUAAUAUUGACUGAGUACGGCCAUGAAAUCAAUGAGAUAUAUAAUAAAUAGAUUAUAAGACUUUACCCUGGAUUUCACAGACAGUCACAUAUUAUAUGUAUCAUUUACAGUUUAAAAAAAAACAAAAAUGAAGUGGCUGAACUGAACGUCGGUCCAUAUUAGACAAGCAUCACUCCCCAUCAUAUAUUAUUUAGACUUUCAAAAACUAGAAAAAAACCAAUUUCAGGGACUUCUUUAAUAAGAGCCAUUGUUAGGUUGUGACAUUUUAUAGGUUAUGAAAAAGUAAGUUAAUAUAGGAAUAAUAACAUGUUUAUAAUAGUGUGUAAACACUCUUGCUUGUUUCAUGACUGUCU
Molecule: messenger RNA, 4002 nt
Organism: Paramisgurnus dabryanus
Lineage: Eukaryota; Metazoa; Chordata; Actinopteri; Cypriniformes; Cobitidae
Gene: def6c
Product: DEF6 guanine nucleotide exchange factor c
Cellular component (GO): nucleus; cytoplasm
Source: RefSeq, a predicted model, not a curated record